AUGCGGUAUACAUCUUUGCUCGCUAUAGCUGGCGUCACAGGCCUGGUGGCGGCAGCGCCAGGACCAUCCCUAUCAAAAAGAGCAUCUUCCUUUGUUUGGUUCGGCGCAAACGAAGCUGGGGCAGAGUUUGGGAGUGGAAACAUUCCGGGGGUAUUGGGUACCGAUUACAUCUGGCCAUCAACCUCAGCUAUUCAAACUCUGCGGAGCGCAGGGAUGAAUCUCUUCCGUGUUCCCUUUGCAAUGGAGCGGUUGGUUCCUGGAACUCUGACGUCAAGUCCGGAUGCGACCUACCUGGCUGCACUGAAAAGUACUGUCAACUUCAUCACAUCUAGCGGUGGAUAUGCUGUUAUUGACCCUCACAAUUUUGGAAGAUAUUAUGGCAAUAUCAUCACCUCGACUAGUGACUUUGCAGCAUUUUGGAAGACACUUGCUUCAGAAUUCGCGUCGAAUGAGAGGGUCAUCUUCGAUACAAAUAAUGAAUUCAAUUCCGAAGACCAAACCCUGGUGUUGAACCUGAAUCAAGCUGCUAUCAACGCGAUCCGAGCCGCAGGAGCCAAAUCGCAGUACAUUUUCGUGGAAGGCAAUUCGUGGAGCGGUGCAUGGACAUGGCCAACUGUCAAUGACAAUAUGAAAGCCUUGACAGAUCCACAAGGCUUGCUUAUUUAUGAGAUGCACCAGUAUCUGGAUUCUGAUGGUUCCGGCACAUCAGAGGCUUGUGUGAGCUCAACCAUUGGUAAAGAACGAGUGACGGCUGCCACAAAGUGGCUUAAGGACAAUGGCAAGAAAGCCUUCUUGGGUGAAUUUGCCGGUGGUCCCAAUUCUGUUUGCAAAAGCGCUGUUACAGGUAUGCUCGAUUACUUGCAAGCAAACAGCGAUGUCUGGCUUGGGGCGUCUUGGUGGUCCGCUGGACCAUGGUGGGGAGACUACAUGUACAGCUUUGAGCCUCCAUCCGGCACAGCCUAUACCUACUACAUGAGUCUCCUGAAAAAUUAUUUCCCCGGCUCAGGUGGUUCAGGCGGGACAACGACCGCAGUUACCACCACCACCACCACCGUCGCCGCGACCACCACAACUGCAACUGGGCCAAGCACCACCGGGGCCCCUCAGUAUGCGCAGUGCGGUGGAGUUAACUGGGCCGGUCCAACCACCUGUGUCAGCCCAUACACCUGCAAGAAGUCGAAUGACUACUACUCGCAGUGCCUGUAG
Messenger RNA from Penicillium coprophilum, 1206 nucleotides. It is a transcript of the gene egl2, whose product is annotated as putative endoglucanase. Gene Ontology annotation, molecular function: cellulose binding; hydrolase activity, hydrolyzing O-glycosyl compounds. The record is from RefSeq and is a predicted model, not a curated record. The transcript has 5 exons. The coding region runs from base 1 to 1206 and encodes 401 amino acids. Gene Ontology annotation, cellular component: extracellular region. Gene Ontology annotation, biological process: glucan catabolic process. Lineage: Eukaryota; Fungi; Ascomycota; Eurotiomycetes; Eurotiales; Aspergillaceae.